This is a messenger RNA of Drosophila grimshawi, 878 nucleotides long. RefSeq names its product RNA-binding protein 1 (gene Rbp1-like). Bases 79 to 696 code for a protein of 205 amino acids. The transcript has 3 exons. Gene Ontology annotation, molecular function: RNA binding. NCBI's taxonomy places the organism in Eukaryota, Metazoa, Arthropoda, Insecta, Diptera, Drosophilidae. The record is from RefSeq and is a predicted model, not a curated record. Gene Ontology annotation, biological process: mRNA splicing, via spliceosome. Gene Ontology annotation, cellular component: nuclear speck.
AAACGAAAAUUACAAAUAAAGUAAAUUAAAAUUUAAAAAACCAAGAACAAAAGCACUAUCCACAUACAAAUAAAGACAAUGCCGCGAUAUCGAGAAUGGGACCUGGCCUGCAAGGUGUACGUUGGCAAUUUGGGCUCCUCGGCCUCCAAAUAUGAGAUUGAGAAUGCGUUUAGCAAAUACGGACCCCUGCGGAACGUGUGGGUCGCCCGCAAUCCGCCCGGUUUCGCCUUUGUGGAGUUCGAGGAUCGUCGCGAUGCGGAGGAUGCGACCCGUGGACUCGACGGCACCCGCUGCUGUGGCACACGCAUUCGCGUCGAGAUGUCCUCGGGCCGUUCGCGGGAGGGACGUGGCGGCGGCGGAGGCGGUGGGGGCGGCGGCGGUGGUGGCGGCGGCGGUGGCGGCCGUCGUGGUGGACGCAGUGGCAGCGGUGGCGGAGGCGGCGGCGCUGCUGCCCGCGCUGGCGAUGCAGGCGGACGUUAUAGGAUAAAGCCUACUUCUACUACAAGCACAACAACAACAACAACAACUACAACAACAACAAGAACAACAACAGCUACUACUACUACUACUAGAACUUCUACUACUCCUCCUCUUCCUUCAACAAAUCACGCUCUCCAAGACGCUCAAGGACCCGCAGUCGCAGUUUCUCACGGGAUCGUCGCAGCCGCUCGGACUCGAGGGAUCGCCACUAAGUGAAGGUGAAGGACGAAGAAGGAGACGGGACAACCACCAUCCAAGACAGCUCUUCACAACACCUCUACCGCAAUACACACACACUCACACACACACACACACACACACACACACAUAUAUAUACAUAUUUAAUAGAUGUGUUAUUGUGUAAAUCAACAGCAUAUACAAUUUUCCUAUUACAGCCA